This is a messenger RNA of Prunus mume (Japanese apricot), 1397 nucleotides long. RefSeq names its product expansin-A4. Gene Ontology annotation, cellular component: extracellular region. The record is from RefSeq and is a predicted model, not a curated record. NCBI's taxonomy places the organism in Eukaryota, Viridiplantae, Streptophyta, Magnoliopsida, Rosales, Rosaceae. Gene Ontology annotation, biological process: plant-type cell wall organization.
CCUCACCCUAUCAGUACCUCACUGACUCCCUCCCUCUCUCUCUCUCUGUCUUUCCUUUUUCUCUCUCACUUUCUGUUUGUUUCUAGGGAAACUUCAGAAAAGAAAAAUGGGUGUGGUGAGUGCUUCUGCUUGCCUUGCCUCUCUACUUAUCUCACUAAUGUGGGUCGCUGAAGCAAGAAUCCCAGGGGUGUACAGUGGGGGUGCAUGGGAAGCAGCUCAUGCCACCUUCUACGGAGGCUCUGAUGCCUCUGGCACCAUGGGUGGGGCUUGUGGAUAUGGAAAUCUCUACAGCCAAGGCUAUGGCGUGAGCACAGCUGCACUGAGCACUGCCCUCUUCAACAAUGGCCUCAGCUGCGGUGCCUGCUUUGAAAUCAAGUGUGCAAACGACCCAAACUGGUGCCACUCUGGAAGCCCAUCAAUUUUCAUCACUGCCACCAACUUCUGCCCUCCAAACUUUGCUCAACCAAGCGACAAUGGCGGAUGGUGCAAUCCUCCCAGGCCUCACUUUGACCUGGCCAUGCCCAUGUUUCUCAAGAUUGCCGAGUACAGAGCUGGAAUUGUCCCUGUUUCUUACCGUAGGGUGCCAUGCCGCAAGCGCGGAGGGAUCAGGUUCACAAUCAACGGCUUCCGUUACUUCAACCUGGUUUUGGUAAGCAACGUCGCGGGUGCAGGGGACAUCGUGCGGGUGAGCGUGAAAGGAUCCAAGACUGGCUGGAUGAGCAUGAGCCGUAACUGGGGUCAAAACUGGCAGUCAAACGCCGUUCUGGUUGGUCAAUCGUUGUCCUUCAGGGUCAGAGGCAGUGACAGGCGCACUUCCACCUCAUGGAACGUUGUUCCGGCCAAUUGGCAGUUCGGUCAAACAUUCACCGGGAAGAACUUCAGAGUCUGAACAACAAGGAGAAAAAGUCCACAUAUUUAUGAUUUUCCCGCCAUAAUAUAUGUUUUUCCAAUUUUACCCUUUCUUGGCGCCAUUGUGGUGUUCUUACUAGAUGCUGUUUUUGACUGGGUGUUGGAGAAUGUGAAAGUGUGUUUAGUGGGGAGGGGGGUUCAGGAACAACUUUGACUUUUUGGGUUGGUGUGAUUUUGUGAGUGUGUGGACAGGGGAGGAGGGGCAGUAGGGUAAAAGUAAAAAAACAGGGUAACAAGUGUAAGGGAAAUUAAUUAUUAAAUUAAAAACCCAAGUGAGGAAAUUGUAGAAGAGGAGGUUGAGGCGGCUGCAGAGAAUUUGUAGCCCGCACCCUAUAAAUACUGGCAAAGCUAAAGUUGUAGUAUAUUAUGAUUUAUAUGCAUGAGAAAUGUAUUUCUAGUAGUAACUUUGUUAUUUUCUUGUUUUGUUUUGAUUUACUUGGAAAGUAUAUUUGGUUUGUUUCAAUGGAACUUGGCUUUUUGUUAGUAUU